Messenger RNA from Prorocentrum cordatum, 674 nucleotides. The record is from the annotation of a GenBank genome assembly. Lineage: Eukaryota; Dinophyceae; Prorocentrales; Prorocentraceae.
GCACUGAUGCGCUCCGCGCAGGGCGGCUGUGGCUGAGCCUCCAGGCCGACGACGAGCGGAGAGCGAACCUGCUGUCGCACGCGGGCAGGGGCAACGGCACUUUCUGGUUGCCGAUCCCGCACCAGCGCUGGAUGCAAGCCAGCACGGCGUUGUGGCAGAUGGCCUUCUGCCGCCGCCUGGGCGCGGAGCUCGCCCCGCCCUGCACCGCGCCACCGCGACCGACGGCGCUGGCGAGCACACACCGGCGCCGUGCGCGGCCUCGAGAGGACGAGCUGCGUGCCGCGGGGGCCGUCGUGGACAUCGAGCGCCGGGUCCCUGAGCUUCAUCAGUUCGGACCUGAUGGGUCCAUCCGCGAGGCGGUCAUGGACCUGGUCGUGGGUUUCCCGGCCUCCGCUCAGGACGCCACCGUCCGCACGCCCUUCUGCAGCUCCCUGCCCGUGGCCAGCCGGGUCGCAGGCGCCACGGCGGCGGCGGGCGACCGCGCCAAGGCCGGCGGGCGCCUCCGCGAGGGCGCGGCGACGGCCAUCGCCGAGCCCGCGGCCGCGUCGCAGAUGCACGGGCGUCGACUGCAGGGCGGCCGCCGGGGCACGACGGCGCGCGCGCUCGCGGAGCGCAUCAACACGAUGGUCGUGCUGCGGUGCGCCGACGCGACGCUGGCGGCGCUGGGGCACUGA